AUAAUCAUAUUAUCCGACGAGAAGAGCCUAAGCACAAGAGAAAAGCUAAGUCACCUGAUUCCUCUUGCUAUAUAUUAAUAUACUCCCUAACAAUAUGCACAAUGAAAUUAUUAAUACUUUUGUCUUCUAAACCCCGCAUGUGCACAUAUACUAUUUAAACCCUCUGCCCAUUUCAAAAGACUGCAGACAAUAACCAUUACUCCCGUGAAAGUUUCCAAUAUAAAUGUUGUUUUCAGGUUCCAUUUUCGUUGAUCAAAUGAUGUCGAAUUCAUCAAUAUUGAAAAUCAAGUUUGGAUUUUGAACCCAAAUAUAAAAAUUCAUCGAAACAAAUCAGUAGAUACAACAAUGAAUAUCAAGUUUGAAGUUGGCACCCAAAUAUAUAAGUAUAAUUCAUGGAAACAAAUUAGUAGAUCAAGUCAUUGUUUUCAUCUCCCUAAGAAAGUCACAGAGAAAAUGGAAUCUUUUCCACCUCCCAUGACUGCUGAAAACAAUGCAGUGCACAAAUAUACCAAGUGCAAACUGUGCGGCAGAUGCAGAUCUUGUGGGAUCCUUUACAUAUAAAAAUAGAGCCCGCUUUGACUAACCAGAAGCUUGUGCUUUUUUAAUACUCCUUGUGCAUUAUGAUAAUCUAAGGUGCAGUGCAACAACAACAUACCAGUUCAUGUUGAUGAUUGCAAGCUUAGUUUCUUACCUAGUAACAACACGAAACAGUUGAGACUCCCUCAGCACAUGCACUGCAUAUCACCGACCAACGCCACCAGGGACCGACCUUUGAUUCGUUUCGCUAAUUUUAAUGUUUCCAGCCGACUAGAUUAUCAGAUGACAGUGAAUCUAGUGUUUAUACAUUAGGAGUUCUCCUCGUUUCUGCUAUAAAUAUGUCACCAGUUACGAUAACUGCUUAUAACAACCUAUUUCUAAUCUCGACUUAGACAGAUAAUGGCAAUGAGCAUCAAUGUCUCCCCUUCAUUGGCCUUGUCUGUUCUGGGUCCGCUUUGCGCUCUCAUCAUGGUGUUGAUUCAUAGAGAGAGUAUGAGGCGUAGAAGCAAGAAGAAGCUACCACCUGGUGAAAUGGGACUUCCUUGGAUUGGUGAAACAAUUGAGUUUUAUAAAUCACAGCAGAAGAAUCGGUUGUAUGAGGAAUUUGUCCAGCCUCGUGUGGCCAAACAUGGGAAAAUUUUCAAGACAAGAUUGAUGGGAUCACCAACUGUGGUUGUCAAUGGAGCUGAAGCUAAUCGCUUCUUUAUGUCUAAUGAGUUUAAGCUAGUUAUAAGCUCGUGGCCAUCUUCAUCCGUGCAACUCAUGGGGAAAAACUCCAUUAUGGAGAAACAAGGGGAGGCGCACAGGCUCCUACGCGGGGUCAUCUCAGCAACUCUUGGCCCAGCAGGGCUAGAGGGUAUAGUGCCAGAAGUCUGCAAGUCAGUAAAGCUUCACCUGGAGAAGCACUGGCGUAACUCCGAAACAAUCAGUCUCUACCGUAGCACCAAAGUGUUGACGUUUACUAUUGUGUUCGAGUGCUUGUUAGGCAUUGUGGUGGAGCCUGGAAUGUUAGAGAUGUUUGAAAGAGUUCUGGAAGGCGUUUUUGCCCCAGCAAUCAGUUUCCCAGGCUCCAAGUUUUCAAGGGCGAAGAAUGCACGAAUGGAGAUACAGAAGAUGUUGGUUGAUAUCGUGAGAAGCAAAAGAGAGGAAAUGGAAAGAAGGCCAGAAAGUGGGCAGGAAGAAGGAAUGCUACUUUCACAGUUAGUGGCUGGACUAAUAAAAGGUGAGAUAAGUGAAGAAGAAGUUGUUGACAAUGUGGUUUUGCUGGUAUUUGCUGCUCAUGAUACCACGUCAUUUGCAAUUGCAACAACGUUCAAAAUGUUGGCUCAACAUCCAAAUUGUUACUCUAUUCUACUUCAAGAACAUGUAAAUAUUAUGAGCAACAAAAGCCAUGGUGAAACUUUGACACUGGAUGACAUGAAAAAGAUGACGUAUACCUGGCAAGUUGCACGCGAAAGCAUGAGACUUUUCCCUCCAAUUUUUGGCUCAUUCCGAAAAGCAGUGUCUGAUAUUGAAUAUGAAGGAUUUACAAUUCCGCGAGGAUGGAAGAUUCUGUGGACUGCAUAUGGAACCCAUUUUAAUCAAGAGUACUUCCCGGAACCCAUGGAAUUUAAUCCAAGUAGAUUUGAUGCGCCUAUUCAGCCAUAUGCAUACCUACCUUUUGGUGGAGGACCAAGGUUGUGUGCAGGUCAUCAACUGGCAAAAAUUAACAUCCUGAUAUUUGUUCAUUAUGUUGUAAUGCAAUAUGACUGGUCACUACUGAACCCCAAUGAACCAGUUAUUAUGGAUCCUCUUCCUAUACCGUCACAAGGAAUGCCAGUUAAAAUAUCUCCUAAGCUAAACUAAGUUCCACAAGAAGUAAAUGUUGGCGCUCUAACAGGGUUAUAAACUUUCAAUCUCUACAAGUAACCACAUGGCAUACUGGACAGGGAUGUAUACCUCCCUUCAACUUUAGGUAUUAGUAAUCUUGGUAGAAGGAAUCUAGUAUGCAAACUUUUGUACUCUAACCUGUGUAACUUACCGGAGCAGAUUAACAAUGUUACAUGUCGAAUAUUUCUAGUAUUUAAUAUAUUCUCCAGUAUAUAGAAAAAUGCCAUUCCUUUCAACAACUUGACCACA
Molecule: messenger RNA, 2655 nt
Organism: Daucus carota subsp. sativus
Lineage: Eukaryota; Viridiplantae; Streptophyta; Magnoliopsida; Apiales; Apiaceae
Product: taxadiene 5-alpha hydroxylase
Exons: 3
Coding region: 937-2382 (481 amino acids)
Biological process (GO): sterol metabolic process
Cellular component (GO): endoplasmic reticulum
Molecular function (GO): ent-kaurenoic acid monooxygenase activity; heme binding; iron ion binding
Source: RefSeq, a predicted model, not a curated record